Molecule: messenger RNA, 2390 nt
Organism: Prunus avium (sweet cherry)
Lineage: Eukaryota; Viridiplantae; Streptophyta; Magnoliopsida; Rosales; Rosaceae
Source: RefSeq, a predicted model, not a curated record
AACAUGGUGCAAUAUAACUUCAAGAAGAUGACUGUUGUACCCAGUGGGAAGGACUUCAUUGACAUUAUCCUGUCUCGCACCCAGAGGCAGACCCCAACUGUAGUCCACAAGGGUUAUGCCAUUUCCCGCCUUCGUCAGUUCUAUAUGCGUAAAGUAAAAUAUACCCAACAGAAUUUUCAUGAGAAGCUAUCCACAAUCAUUGAUGAGUUUCCUAGGCUGGAUGACAUCCACCCUUUCUAUGGCGACCUUCUUCAUGUUCUCUACAACAAAGACCAUUACAAGCUUGCACUUGGCCAGAUCAAUACUGCAAGGAACCUUAUUGGUAAGAUUUCCAAAGAUUAUGUGAAAUUGUUAAAGUAUGGUGAUUCACUUUACCGAUGCAAAUGUCUCAAGGUCGCUGCUCUUGGCCGCAUGUGCACGGUUAUAAAGAGGAUUGGUCCUAGUUUAGCUUACCUAGAACAAAUUAGGCAACACAUGGCAAGGCUACCUUCAAUUGACCCUAAUACCAGGACAGUAUUGAUUUGUGGCUAUCCGAAUGUUGGAAAGAGCUCAUUCAUUAACAAGAUCACUAGGGCUGAUGUGGAUGUCCAGCCUUAUGCUUUUACCACCAAGUCACUCUUUGUGGGACAUACAGAUUAUAAGUACUUGAGGUACCAGGUAAUUGAUACACCCGGGAUUUUGGACCGCCCAUUUGAAGACCGUAACAUUAUUGAGAUGUGCAGCAUAACAGCCUUGGCUCACUUGAGAGCUGCGGUCUUGUUUUUCUUGGAUAUCUCAGGGUCUUGUGGGUACAGCAUUGCCCAACAGGCAGCUCUUUUUCACAGUAUUAAGUCUUUGUUUAUGAACAAACCAUUGAUUAUAGUCUGCAACAAGACUGAUUUGCAGCCACUGGAGAACAUAUCUGAGGAAGACAAGAAGUUGGUCACGGAGAUGAAAGCUGAAGCUAUGAAGACAGUGAUUGGUCAAGGAGGUGAGGCUACCAAUGAUGAGGGGGUACUCUUGACCAUGAGUACUCUGACUGAGGAGGGGGUUAUUGCUGUAAAGAAUGCAGCUUGUGAGAGGUUGUUGAAUCAGAGAGUGGAAUUGAAGAUGAAAUCCAAAAAGAUAAAUGACUGCUUAAAUCGUUUUCAUGUUGCAAUGCCAAAGCCACGUGACAAUAAGGAAAGACCCCCAUGUAUACCUCAGGCAGUUUUAGAAGCUAAGGCUAAGCAAGCAGCAGAGAAGGAAAAGAGAAAUACAGAAAGGGAUUUGGAGAAUGAGAAUGGUGGUGCAGGUGUAUACUCUGCCAGUUUGAAGAAGAAUUAUAUCUUAGCUAAUGAUGAAUGGAAAGAGGAUGUCAUGCCAGAAAUUCUUGAUGGGCACAAUAUAUACGACUUUGUUGAUCCUGAUAUUUUGCAUAGGCUUGAGGAAUUGGAACGAGAAGGACACCGUCAGGCAGAGGAGGGUGAUGAUGGUUUUGAGAUGGAUGGAUUGGAAUUGACUCCAGAAGAGCAAAAGACAUUGGCUGAGAUAAGGAAAAAGAAAAGCUUGCUCAUUCAACAACACAGAAUCAAGAAAAGUACAGCAGAGAGUCGACCAACUGUACCGAGGAAAUUUGACAAGGACAGGAAGUUCACAACAAAGCGAAUGGGGAGGCAGCUAUCAAAGUUGGGACUUGAUCCUACUAAGGCAAUUGACCGAGCUCGAAGCCGAUCUGUCUCAACUAGGGGCCGGAAGAGGGAGAGAUCACUUGACAGGGAUGAUACUGAUGGUGGAGAUGCUAUGGAUGUAGAUACACCCAACAAGAAGCAACGCAUGUUAUCUAGAUCCCGUUCGAGGUCAAGAUCAAGGCCUCCAACUGAAGUUGUCCCUGGAGAGGGAUUCAAGGACUCUGCUCAAAAGGCUAAGGCACUACAAAAGGCCAAUAAAUCUAAUAAGAUGAGAAACAAGAAUGCUCGUCGUGGAGAGGCAGAUAGGGUCAUUCCAACUUUAAAACCAAAGCACUUGUUCUCUGGAAAGCGAUCAAUUGGAAAAACUCAAAGGCGUUAAAAUAUUUGAGGUACUCAGACACAUUGCCCCACUUUCAGGGAGGUAGGUUUGUGAUUUGCUGUAUUAUGCACCAUGGAGUGUACUUGCUGCUGAAAAAAAACUUAGUUCUUUCAUUUCUGGUUCGGCAGGAGAUUGCAGCACUCGAGAUCAUGCUACCAGAGUCUCACAGUUUCCUUAUUUUUCAGUUCUGUUUUUGUUUAGGAAAUUUUGGAUCCGAGGCAUGCCUCAAUUACAGUUUUUUGAGUGGAUUUGGAUUUACAGACAAAUAGUUGUCUUUACCCUUUGCUUUUGUAAUUUUCUCGUUUGACGAUAUGUGAAACUUGGCCCAAGUUAAAUUGCUAUUUGUUUGUUUUAUUCAUCUU